Chironomus riparius is the source of this 3681-nucleotide messenger RNA. The record is from the annotation of a GenBank genome assembly. Lineage: Eukaryota; Metazoa; Arthropoda; Insecta; Diptera; Chironomidae.
AUGGUUCGAGUCAUGAGUAUAUUCCACUUUGCAUCUCAAUCAAUACAGCAGUUAGAAAUAGAAGAAUUGUCAGCUGCAUGUUUAAUAAAUCAAGACUUUAUAGCAUUAGCAAAGAACUUUGAUCAUACAAUAGAGAUAAGGAAAUUGAGUACUGAAGUAUCUGAUACUACUGAAGGAUCUGACGACUCAAAUAGCACAACAAUUAAAUCAUUCUCUAGUGUUGACGAUGUGCAACAACUAUUCUAUUCGAAUUUUGGCAAUUUCUUGAUUUCCGUCGAAGGACGCAUUAGCAAUUAUGAAAAGGCUGAAAUUCGAUACGUUAGAAUUUAUGUGAAUUGGGAUAGUCUUACAUUGUCAGCUGCACAGUCUCAGGCACCACUUCGUGCACGCAUUGCUGGAAAAAUAACGCCGAUGAAAAAGUCUUUAGAAAUGAUUGAAUUACCAUUAAAUUAUAAUCCAUCCAUCGUUACGUUUUGUCAAAGCACUGGAAAUAUAUUGGUUGGACAGAAGAAUGUUCUACAAUUAUUCUACUUUAAAUACUGCACGAAUGAGACAACAAAGUUACAGUACAUAGACUUUUUUGAAGCACCAUUUAAAAUAGAAUUAAGUUUUGAACCGACAAAAGUGCUUCUAACUGAAAAUGUUGUAUGCUGUUGCAAUAAGCAAUACCUUCACGUUUUCAAAAUCGUUAAUCGCAAUGAAAGCAGCAAUAGUACUAUAUCAGAAUCCAAUUUCUGUACAUCAACGGAAAUUCCGCAAACCAAAGAAACCCAAAAUAUUAAUUUGGAAUAUAAUGUCGAUUUUAAAGAGAUUUGUAAACGAAAGGAAUUGAAUGGAAAUCCAUUUAAGGUUGAUAUAAAAAGCAAUCAAGAAGAUAUUUUGGGAUUUGAUGAGUCCGAAAUGAAGCCAUUAAUUGUCAACGAAUUAAAUGUUAACAUAAAGCAGCAAUUAAAUCUUCUUGAAUCAUCGAUGUUAUGUGCACAAAAUUUGAUUCAAUUAAAACUGCAGUCAAUGAAAAUUAAUGGAAUAUUGCGUGAAAAUGUGGAUAUUUUCAAGUCUAUAUAUUUGAAGCCACUUUAUGUUCGACCAAAAGUGUCUGAGAGAAUCAGCGAAUUUUCAUUGCAUUCAAAGUUUUAUGAACACUUUUAUGGAUGCGCAAUAUUAAUAACAACGCAACAAGAUGCUUUUCUGUAUCAAAUUAAUACAAUAAGUCAGCAAGAGGAUCUCUCAAAGUGCUUCCUAAAUGUUUAUCCAUUCACAUCGAAUUUAAUUGAUGUUUAUUUCAACUCUAAUGUGCUACAUGCUCUAUGCGAGAAUGGAAUUGAGUCGUACACCCAUCGUAUUUCUCAAAAACUGUAUACUGAUUUGGGUGGAAAGUAUAAUAUCCCGGAAAUAGGAGCAAUAUACAAGAAUCUUUCAAAUGCUAUAUCAUUAAUAAAUUUAAGGCCAUUUAUGAAUGUCCAUUAUAUGAUUCCUAGUGAUACGAAUGUCGUUUUGCUUGCAAAUGAUUCACCGAAUUCACCAAAUGAAGAAGGCGAGGCAAUUAAUUGGACAAUUUACAACUUGCAAAUUCCUACAAUCAACACAAUUUAUCAAGAUUUUAAAGAGUUUGCAGACAAGAGUUUAAAGCGAUAUCCUUCAUUCUAUAUAAAUCUACUAGAAGAAAUGCACUUGAUGAUUAAAGCUCACAUCAUGCUCGGUGAAUUUCAACCUGAAGAAAAUUCUGAAGUUGGCAAUGAAAUGAAGCUCGUUUGGAAUGAUUGUGAAGAGUUAUUUAUAAAAUCGUCAUUAGCAGUAGCUGAUUUCUUUGUUCUAAAUAAUCCAUGCGAGCACAAACAAAGUCUAAUCUUCUAUGAAAUGGCUAAUUUGAGCAUCAUUGGAAUAUUCCAACGUUUCCUUGAUCAAAACGGAAUGAUUUUUUCACCUUUGGGAUUGAUUGAAGUUUUAAAGAUGAGUUUUUAUAACGUCACGUUGACACACGACAACCAAAAGUUUGAUGAAAUAUUUUCAAGCACAAUAAGCUAUCCAAUCAAUGAGAAUGAUGUAAAAGUGAUCAAAUUUGGUGAGGCUAUAAUUGAGUUGUUUAGUCGAUUUGCACCAAAAGAAAUUGCAAUGCUGACAUUGGAGUCAUGUGGUGUUUUUCGUGAAUAUAUGGAUGAGAAAAUCUAUGAAUUUUUAAUCAAUUAUGAUGACAAGUCAAAUGAGGAAAUGCUGUGCAUAAUUUUACAUUUAUUGAAGAAAGACGAAGUGUCCGCAUCAAACUCGUUAUUGGAUCAAAUCAAGCGUGAAGAUUUAUAUCAACUUUUAGUACGUCAUUGGAAUAUUUUAUUUGAAUUUAGCACGCACGGUGUUGCAUCGUCAACGAAAAAAUUGUCAAAAUCAAUCAUCAGCUUCUCAGAUUUUACAGAGCUUUUGUUCCUUACAAAUUCAUCGUUUGAACGUUGUGAGCUUUUUACAGACGUGCUUCUUUAUCACAUUUAUGACACAAAAAUGAUUAAGUUUAAUGGAAACAUGAAGCUUUUUAUGGAAUAUUUAGCAUCCCAACUGGGACAUGAUUCAUACUUGAAUGGACAGAAUAUAUUAAAGAUGUUGUUGGAAAAGUAUUUAUUGCGCUAUUAUGAUACAAGAACACAGGAUGAAAUGUCUCUUUUAUCAACAACAUCUACAACUGUCUCAUCAUCAGUUUCUGAAGAGCCACAAAAGCAGGUCCAAAAGAAUGAAAGAAAGCACAGCUUUUUAAGUUGGAAUAAUGAUGAUGAUAUGCACAUUGGAAGUCAUCAUAAGCAUGCAAUGAGAAUUCUUAUGCGUGUUUAUUUAAGCCAAUUAAAAUCAAUGAGCUUGAGACAGGAGAAACGAGCAGGACAGGAUACAAGGAUUAAUAAAGCACAAUUAUUUAAGGUGAUUAACGAAAUGAGCACAAGUUUAUUUAUAAAUCAAAAAUCAGUAACAAAAUUUGACAAAAUCGCACAAUUAUUGAUACAACAUUCAGGAUCAAAUCCAAUUCUAUUUUUGGACGAACGUUAUCGGUAUUUGGAUUGGUUUCCUCCAUUCGAAAGCAUAUUACAGUUGCUAAGUAACACGGACGCAUAUGAAAAUCAAUAUGAUUAUACCAAAAUUGACAAGGAUUUAUUAUUGACACUUAUUAAGUUACAAGCUAUUUUAUGUAGUGGUGAGGUUUCAUCCGAUAUUGCAAAAGAAAUAUUAAGUUAUUUGGAAUCUAAUCGUGAAUUGAUUGGACAUGAUAGCAUAAUGAUUUGUCUUUUGCCAUUAAACCAAGCCGUUGAUCUCAUUAUUAAAAAUAAUCCACAAUGUAUCUUAGAGUAUGCACGGUGCCAUUUUAAGUUUGAUAACGAUUGGAGCAAUUUAAUUAAAAUUUUACAAAAGCAGGCAAAUGAGUUUGAGGUAUGCGAGGCUAAUAUGGGACAAAUUCUCUUUUAUCAACGUUUAUUGAAAGAAACUUUAGAAUUUUUGGCAUCAACCAAGAGUCUUGAUGUGGUUUUGAAGAUAUUUCCAAGCGAUAAACAUUUAAUUAACAAUGAAGUCUUUGAAACAAUUGAUUCAAAAUUAAAUAAUGAGUUUGAAGAUUAUGUAAAGAUAUGCGUUGAUCGUGAACGAAGUGAUAAAAUUAAGAAAAUGGUCGAGCAGACCGGCAUGCAGCUUUAUGACGCCAUAACCAAAUGA